Messenger RNA from Papaver somniferum (opium poppy), 1695 nucleotides. RefSeq names its product selenium-binding protein 2-like. The record is from RefSeq and is a predicted model, not a curated record. The transcript has 6 exons. The coding region runs from base 115 to 1029 and encodes 304 amino acids. Gene Ontology annotation, molecular function: selenium binding. NCBI's taxonomy places the organism in Eukaryota, Viridiplantae, Streptophyta, Magnoliopsida, Ranunculales, Papaveraceae.
GAGUCCAUUCUUGUGUGAGAUCGUAGAAAAAAGUAAGUGAUAGAAAACACUAUUUUGAGUAUUUUGCAGUAAACUGAACUUCGUUAGAAGAAGAAGAAGAAAGAUUGAGAUGAGAUGGAUACUGUUAUAGUAGAACACGCAGAAAUGAGUACUAAGAGUAAUAGUUGUUGCAGUAAGAAAGGUCCUGGUUAUGCAACUCCAAUUGAAGCUAUGUCUGGUCCUAAAGAAUCAGUGAUUUAUGUUACCUGUGUUUACUCAGGAACAGGAAUAGAGAAUCCUGAUUACUUGGCUACAAUAGAUGUUGAUCCAAGCUCACCAACCUAUUCAAAAGUUAUCCAUAUGAUGCAUGUUCCUUAUUUGGGUGAUGAUUUGCAUCAUUCUGGGUGGAAUUCAUGUAGCUCUUGCCAUGGGGAUCAAUCCGCCAACCGUCGCUUCCUCAUUUUGCCAUCAUUUGUGUCUGGUCGUAUAUAUGUGGUUGACACAAAAGAUCCGAAGGCUCCUCGUUUGCACAAGGUUGUUCAGUCAGAAGAAAUUGUCCAAAAGACUGGAUUAGCAUAUCCACAUACUUCCCACUGCCUUGCAUCUGGUGACAUCAUGAUAUCAUGCAUUGGGGAUAAAGAUGGAAAUGCUGAGGGAAAUGGGUUUCUUCUUCUUGAUUCAGAAUUCAAUGUUAAGGGAAGGUGGGAAAAACCAGGACACAGUCCACUUUUUGGUUAUGACUACUGGUAUCAACCACGACAUAACACCAUGAUCAGUACAUCUUUGGGAGCUCCAUUCACAUUUAUAAAGGGAUUCAACCCUCAACACGUAUCUGAUGGUCUGUAUGGAAGACAAAUAUAUGUCUACAGCUGGCCUAGAGGUGAACUUAAACAAACACUUGAUCUCGGCAAUACGGGGAUGGUUCCCUUAGAGAUUAGGUUCCUUCAUGAACCUUUAGGAGAUAUAGGGUAUGUUGGGUGUGCACUCUCCAGCACCAUGGUGAGGUUUUUUAAGAAUCCCGAUGAUUCAUGGAGCCAUGAGGCAUCAUGAGGCUUUCAAAGAAACCUAUGCGUAAGGGUCCAAAGAUAUCUGCGUCGACUGAUCCUCCUCCGCGAUCAUCCUGAUGCUACGCCAUCUCCUCCUCCUGAGGAUUCUGAGGUGGCUACGGUCGCUAAGGAGGAAUUUGUUGUCGAGGAUCUUCCACCUCCUCCUCCUCGCUAUGAGCUUCAGAGGCUCCAACUGCGUGACAAGGACAACUUUGCUCAUUUGUCUAUUGAUGGGAUUACCAAGUCUUUUCGCCUUCAUAAAUUCGAGAUUUUCUUCGUUAAUGGCCCUGAUGUUCUCACUGAGUCUCACAUUCGGGAUUUCCCUUAUGAUGAGAAUAAUCUUUUGAUUAGCGUUGGCCAAUUGGCCGCAGGUAUGCUUCUUACUCUGUAUAGUAGAAUGGAUCCUUUCUAUUAUGACGUCUUGUCCACCAGGGAUGACCCGGCAAACAAGACCCAGGUCCGAGGAAUUUACCAGUAUACUGGUAAUUACUGGCGUGCCCUUCGCGAAAGCUGGUAUCGUAUCAAGGGAAAGACUACUCUGAAUUCUUAUGACCCCUUUGCUGAAGGGAGACCUAAGCAUGAGGACUAUACCCCUGCCAACUUCAAUGCUACGUAUGCUGAUGCUAUUCAAAAAAGCAACCUUCUUCCUUGGAGUGUUGGUCCUCGUCGU